Molecule: messenger RNA, 338 nt
Organism: Acanthoscelides obtectus
Lineage: Eukaryota; Metazoa; Arthropoda; Insecta; Coleoptera; Chrysomelidae
Source: the annotation of a GenBank genome assembly
AAAUUGAGCCCCACAUGGCGGCCCAAGCCAAAAUUCCUGUCGAUACUUAUAAUGGAGAAAUUUUGAUUCCAAAUUCCAAAAUUAGAGAUUGUGUAAUCAAGGAAACGCUUACUCAUGCUAUAAACGGUUAUGCCCUAGUUGACCUAGAAAAUCCUAGUAACACCUAUCAAGAAAUUUCCUUGUAUGAGCCUAUUGUUUCAUUUCCGUUCGACGCAAACAAUUACGCUUUAUUCCACGCUAUCAUUAAACCAUCUGAAUCAGUUUCGCCGUUGCGACAUGAUCUCAGUAAACUGAUACGAACAUCCCAUUUAUCUUCCAAAGAAAAUGCAGGACGAUGA